Molecule: messenger RNA, 639 nt
Organism: Nycticebus coucang (slow loris)
Lineage: Eukaryota; Metazoa; Chordata; Mammalia; Primates; Lorisidae
Gene: CST8
Product: cystatin 8
Exons: 5
Coding region: 1-639 (212 amino acids)
Cellular component (GO): cell surface; cytoplasm; extracellular region
Molecular function (GO): cysteine-type endopeptidase inhibitor activity
Source: RefSeq, a predicted model, not a curated record
AUGGCUCCCUCCUCCUCUAAGGCCCAGGCCCAGCCCAAGAACCGAAAGGCCAAGACCGGCAGCUGGGCUGAUGCUGAGAGAAGGAAGCGUGUGGCCACAAGACCCUUGAUCCACAGCGGCGGCAGCAGUGGGCCACUGCCCACGCCCUGCACCACUGUAACUCCAGCCCCAAGGGGACGAGGAGACUGGCCUGUGCCUCCUGACGGGACCAUGAGCACGGCCUGGUGCCUCUCCUUGCUCUUCCUCACCCUUCCUGUGGCCCUGGUAGCUGGCACAGACCCAGGGGAGAAUGAAGUGAUGGUGUUGAAGAACUUUAAACCCAUCAAUGCCUCACACUCCAACGUGAAACAGUGUCUGUGGUUUGCCAUGCGCCAGUACAACAAAGACAGUGAGGACAAGUAUCUCUUCAUGGUGACCAACGUACUGCGGGCCCAGCUGCGGAUCACACAUUGUCUGGAAUACAUUGUUGAUGUUGAAAUCACCCGCAGCAACUGCAAAAAGAUUCCAAGCAAUGAUGAAAACUGUGCCAUUCAAGAAAACCCUGGGCUGAGAAAGAAACAAAGUUGUAGCUUUUUGGUAGAAACGCUCCCCUGGAAUGGUGAAUUCAAUUUGACGAAGAAACACUGUGAAGAUAUCUGA